GUGCGUGGUGUUGGUGUUGUCGUCCGUCGUCCACUUGUGUAUUUAUUUUGAUCUUCUUUAUUGAAGCUGGAAUAAUUACGUGAUAGAUGUUCUAGUUACCUUAAUGCCAUGGACUAAUUGCGAGCUGUGUCUACCUUCGUUUUGGGGUGCUCACGAAUCUUAUCCCCGUUGAAAAUCAAGCCCACUUGCGAGACGUCGAGUAAACCGAGUGGUAAAUUUUUGUAAGGGAUGUAAUUGUUUAAUCUUCAUAUGCAAUUUAUGAAAAAAGUCUUAAAUUUGUAAUUGGUUUUGACAAAAGAUCGACACGACUCCCUUACCAUAAUUGUUGACAUGACACAACCAAAUCCUCCAUCUCCGCAAAACAAUCUGGACCGCAAUGGCUUGGAUACUGCAACUCCUAAUUUAUUAUUGGAUCACCCUGGAAUGGACCAAAAUGGAUCAGUCACUACAGACUGUGCACCCACCACCAUUGAGGCAGAACUAUCGAACUUGCAACAGGCAUCCAUGGAUUAUCUAGGCAGUAUGGAACAAUUACAAAUCCAAACAUCAGAUACCACUACUAAGCAGCCUGCAGAAUUGAUUCCAGAAGAAGAUAAGGUCCCCCAAGAAAACUCGUUGGAGGCACAAUUUAGUGAUAGUGGAAAAACACCUGACCCUAAAGAUGUUCUUAUGGAAGGUGUAGAGAUACCGCCAAAUAUUGAUGAAGUUACCUCUGUCCUCUUGUGUCGCCUAUGUUCUCUACCAUGCCAAGAGGCAGCUCCUGUGUUUUUGUUCCGACAUCCUCCUCAUCAUCCUGAAGUACUUCCCAAAGAAGCACCUAUCAAUCAAGAAGAGGAAGAGCUUGGAGACAUUCUUUCAAUGAUUAAAGCCACUCUACCUAUUAAAGUGAGCUGCUGUGAUAAACUUCCUAAACAAGUUUGUACAAAGUGUGUGGAAAGAUUACGUUUAUCACAUGCAUUCACAGCUACAGUUUUAAGAGCAGAGAGUCAGUUAAAUAGUUUACGUGCUCAUCAAAAGACAGAUAAAGCUGACUCAAAUGAUAUGAGGAAUCCUUUCAGCCCACAAGCUCCUUAUGAUUGCCCUAUAUGCAAAGAAAGCCCAGUGCUGUCUAUUCAAUCCUCGUCUCAUUUAGAUUUUCACUCAGGAAGGUAUGAUUGGGAGAAUGUUAUUGUCAAAAAUGAACCAGAGGACCCUAUAGAGCCCUCUGCUGAAGACCUUGAGAGGUCAUAUAAUGAAUUUUUUGGAGGCCAGAAAGAUUUUGAAACUUUUCGAACUGAAGAAAGAAUCACGUUGAAACCAUCAAAACCUGCAUGUUUUGGAGGAAGGAGACCAAGAGGCAGACCCCGAAGCCGGCCUUUCAAACUGACGCCAAGAGGAAGAAGGGGUAGACGCAGCACCCAAACAACUGUCGAGAGGAUUCUCGAAUUAAGCCAAACAUCACCGGAUGCUGAUGGUUACGGGUUUAGGAUAUGCAGUAGGGAAAAUAAUCCUGCCUCUGAAGCUCUUACUCAGUGUCUCUUGUGUGAUAAAUGGCUGCUAGGGAUUGCUGCCUGCUUGCAACACUCUCUAGCGGAGCACAUGGACUGUGGUUCUUUUUUGUGCCCUCGGUGUCCUCGUGAUGAUUUUCCUGGUGACUUUGAAUUGAUUCAACACUACCAAGAGUCACAUUGCCCUGAUCUUGAGCUGUAUGAAGUGUUUCAGCAGAGUGAACGAAGUAAUACACCCAACAUCACUCUCAACAAUGUACAAUCCGAAAUGGAACUUGCACCUGAUUGCAACAUGAUUGAGGCAAAUGUUGGAAAGAAAGAGGGAAAAGGGACUCCUCUUGAAAGUUCCUGGCAUGUAGAACCUAUGGAGUUUGAUAAUCUUAAUAAUCUGCACAACACACCACCCAAUGAUCUGUAUGAAAGUCAAGAUGAAGUAUCAUCAAAUUUAUCUGAAUUAGCCCCAAGAUCUUUGACUUCUCAUUCUGCCAUGUAUGAAGAAGAGUCAAACUCUAUAUCGACUCAUGGCUCAGACUCAAAUUUGGCUCACGAAGAUAUAUUAACAAGUCAUAUACCAGAUCAACAUACAUUGCAGGACGAAUUAAUGGGUCAAUCCUCCAACCUUGCUGAUGAGGUUUCAUUCAGUAACUCUCCGUGUACUCUUGGAGUGGGAGAUUUUGUCGAUUUGAGGUCAAUCGAGGAAGAAAGCCAGGAUAAUAAAUCAGUCAAUAAGACAGACUUCUGUAGUGUGCAGGACAGCACUGCUGUUGGUGAAGUCAAUAUUGGCCAACAAGGAAACGACUUUAAAAGUCUCCAGGAAGAUUGCCAGGAAAGUCAAGAUUCUCUUCGAGCUGAUGAAUUAUGUGGUUUUCAAGAGGCUAUAAAUGAGAAAAGUCAGGAAGUAAGUUUAAAUGGAAGCGCAAUUGAUUUUAAUCCUUGACUUUGCUCCUUUCUUGAUUUCAUGGCAAUGUUCAUCACAAACAUCUUAAUAAUUUAGAUUAGGCCAUUCCAUACUCCCCAUUUCCCUACUUACCAGUUCUGUACACUGCAGUGAUGCAGUUCUGAAGUUUGUUGCAUGUUUCAAUGCUCCUGCCAAUACUAGCUCUGUUUGAAAUUUACUCACAGAUAGGGGGUAAAAAGUAUAGGUGUCAAAAAGUAUCAAAAUUAAUCUUUUUCCCCCAUUAAGUAUAUGUGAAGAAGAUAAACCUAGGUAUCUUCAUUGAGCAAUACUGCUAAAAGUACUAAAAUAAUUUCAAUUGUUUUGACUUGCAUUUUUUGUUGUUGCUUUUUUUUAGUAUCAUGUUUUCCACACACUUUAGAAGAUUGUAAUUUUAUUGUAUUUAUUUGUACAGUAUUUAAUGGCGCAAGGGAAUACUUUCUUCCAGCUUAAUGGCUGAAAUACUCCUGUCUUGCUUGUUGCUUCCAGUAUUGAUUGUUUUUCUAGUUUUAAAGUAUACUGUAAGGUGAAAUUAAAGUGCCAUAAGUUUGUGCUUCCCCUUCCCCCAAGAUGAACUGCAGUAAUGUUAUAAACAUGUACAUGUAAUGAUAUCCUGCCUAAUGUGUUUCUCGUAGGAUCCCUUCUAUUUUUAUUUACUGCAAGGCACCUUUCUUCCUCAUUUUAAAUUAAUUCUUUUAUUUUUUGGACUCUUUUUAUCCCCAAUAUGAAGUUGCAAAAUUUAGGUGCCCAAGGCAUCAUUGUAUAAAAGAAAUCAGGUACUUAAAAAGCACAAUAGGUUUGAGUUUUGGGGAAAGUGGGAAAAUGGUGUGAAUCAUCUUUUAAUUAAGUGGUCUGACAGAUAGAGAUAGAUGUAAGAACCAUUUUGAUCGGAAGAAAGAACUUAUGAAUUCUUUUGUAAACCAAUUUUAUUGAGAGGUGUGAAUGGGGCAACUUACUGUUACAAUGAAAUCUAAAAGAGUAAAAUAAAUCUGUAAAUCCUU
Thrips palmi is the source of this 3422-nucleotide messenger RNA. RefSeq lists its product as uncharacterized. Gene Ontology annotation, cellular component: nucleus. Gene Ontology annotation, molecular function: zinc ion binding. The transcript has 8 exons. NCBI's taxonomy places the organism in Eukaryota, Metazoa, Arthropoda, Insecta, Thysanoptera, Thripidae. The record is from RefSeq and is a predicted model, not a curated record. Bases 331 to 2424 code for a protein of 697 amino acids.